AGAGUAAAUAUUUUUCACUACUGGUGGAACCUGUCCGUCUGCUUCACCGGAGAUAAGGAGACUCAGCCUGAAGUGUAGGACACACAAAGAACAGCGGAGAGAACACGAACACAUUUACCAGCAAGAAACCAGAAAUAAUGCUGGACGGAGUAACAGUCUGGAUGUAGACCAGGACUGGACAUCAUGAAGAUGUAGUUUGAGUCUGAAUGAGGCGUGUGUGUUUCUGAGGACCUUUAAUGGGUAGAAGCAUCCUGGAUAUGGGGGGGUGUCAGAGUAACAGCAGCUCUGAUGAAGAGGAUGUCAGCGCUCUGAAGGAAAACUACACCAAUGUCAGCCUGUUCAAAGUAAAGAAUAACAGUCUACAUUUAGUCCCAUCUGCUGAGGUCAAACCUUACCUGAAAGAUCACUUCCUGUCCAGACGGAUCACUGAUCUCGACUUUUUGACCCUCUCUGCCCUGCCGCAUGGCCUCGACCAGCAGGAGUGGAUAGCAACAAACACGGUGUCGUUUUUCCAGCACACAACCCUCUUCUUCAGCGUUCUGUCUGAUUGUUGCUCACUGACCACGUGUCCAGCAGCCAAGAGCUCAAGAAACAUUUUGUAUGAAUGGACAGACGAACAGGGGAAGAAACUGAAGUGUUCAGCUCCGAUCUACAUCGACUACGCCUUGUCCUACAUUCAAGAGAUUCUCACAGAUGAGCGUGUGUUCCCCACCAAGACCGGUUCAGCAUUCCCUUCUGGAUUCAUGUUCCUGAUAAAGAAGAUCUUUGUGAUGCUCUUCCGCACGCUGACUCACCUGUUCAGCGUUCACUACCAGGACGCCAUCGCCGUGGAGUUACACCCACACCUCAACACGCUCUUCACACAUUUCAUCACCUUCAGCCAAACGUUCAGACUGCUGGAGCCUUCAGAGACGGCACCGAUCGACGAGCUCAUCGCCGUGCUCACACACUGACACACAAACAAAAGCAAUAUACAUGUGAGGGCUCUACAAAAAGCCACAGCAUGAGCCUGUGAAUCAUAAAAUUCACAAAUGGGACACUCUGUAGCUUUGGCACAUAAUGGACAUGUGCAAGUGAAGACAACGAGACUGUAAGUCCACAUAAAGUGCACUAUUUAGGACGGUUUCUUUUUGAUGUUACAUGAAGAAUCCCUUUGAUGUUUUGACCCAGUAGAAUUAGAAUGUGUCAAUCAACUUCAGACUGAGCUCUGAUUGGACAGCACAGACGAUCCUGCCUAUAAGCAGUUUUUCAGUGCCAACCAGUGAACAUGGGCAGUUUUCUUUUGGCCAGUGGCCACAUGGCCUUUUAACAAGAUGCAAUUCUUAGGAAUGUGGGAGCACUGGGAGCUUUCAACUGCGCUUUGCAAAUUAUGCCAGCAUUCCCUCUUAGCGUGUUUGUCUGAAACACUGAAUGAAAACAAAACACUGUUUGGGAGGGCACAAAAUGCUUUUCCAAAAAGAUACACUGUCAUUCAAAAGUUCGCGGUCACUAUUUUCCCCCCCUGAAAUAAAUUACUACAUUUACUCA
Messenger RNA from Carassius auratus (goldfish), 1527 nucleotides. Its product is annotated as MOB kinase activator 2. The record is from RefSeq and is a predicted model, not a curated record. Lineage: Eukaryota; Metazoa; Chordata; Actinopteri; Cypriniformes; Cyprinidae. The coding region runs from base 237 to 953 and encodes 238 amino acids. The transcript is spliced from 5 exons.